Topomyia yanbarensis is the source of this 2109-nucleotide messenger RNA. Its product is annotated as protein tweety. Gene Ontology annotation, cellular component: plasma membrane. The transcript is spliced from 6 exons. Bases 296 to 1954 code for a protein of 552 amino acids. Gene Ontology annotation, molecular function: volume-sensitive chloride channel activity; intracellularly calcium-gated chloride channel activity. NCBI's taxonomy places the organism in Eukaryota, Metazoa, Arthropoda, Insecta, Diptera, Culicidae. The record is from RefSeq and is a predicted model, not a curated record.
CCUUCUCGUCAACAUACGCCGUAGUCUUGGCCCUUUCUCGCCACGUCCUUGUUCCUUUUUUUCUUUUGUUGCAAAAGUAUUGAUGAUUGUGGAAGGAAAUGAAAUGAGAUUCUGGCCGAUUUAUAUCUGCCCGCUGUAGGAGCGACCAAACUACAAAACAGCGAGGCAGAAGUGAUACCUUCGCUCCGUUUGCAUAAUUGAGAACAGGAUAAUCGUGUGCAAAGUUGAAUCACCGACUAGUGGAAACAGUGCCAAGUGAAAUUUAGUAUUGGUGCGUGUGCGGUCUGCUGGUGCCAUGCAGGGUUCUUCUCCUCCAAUAAUGGGAUAUCCCGAAGAUGACGAUCAAUACAGGGUUCCGCUGAUCGCCAAACUGUUACAUGCACUACCUCAUUACAACAUUACUUUCCACCGGAUUAAUAACACCUUUCGCCCUUCGAAUGAUGUUUACUUAGAGAGUUUGGGAAUACUAGGAUCGAUACCGGCCGCGUUGUUAAUCGUAUCACUGUUCGGGCUUUUGCUGUAUCUGCUAACACGAUGUUGCGACCGUAAACCACGGCCGGCGCAUUCGAUCACCAGUCUUAAAGUCACACUCUCGAUAGUGACUGUUCUGUGCUGUGCGGCCAUAGGCCUCGGAUUGUAUGGCAAUGAUGAUCUACACAACGGAUUGCUGGAAGUUCUGCAGGCCGGUCGAAAAGUGGACAAUGUCGUAUCAUCCGUUCGUAACCAAACAUUUAUCCUGGAAAACACGUUGACUAUGAAAAUACAGCAGCAGCUUACCGAGCUGGAAGACAUCUUUGAUGGGAAAGCUAAUAACCAAACCGCUUUGGCACAACUCCAAAUGGCGCUGGCAAUCACCAAGGGAAAUGUUACGGUUGCAAAAAAUGCAGCUAAUGACAUUCGUCGGCCGCUGGUUGGGUUGACUAUUACGGAUUUCCUAUCGAAAGGAGACCAAUGGGAGCUUAUUCGAUGGCCCGGUACAGUUGCAAUUUUAGCCCUCCUUUUGGUUCUGUGUGCCGUAUUGUUGGUCGGCGUGGCACGUCACUCGCGUUGUGCAUUGAUUCUGUUUAGCGUUUGUGGUCUGCUUGCAGUAACAGGAUCAUGGCUCAUGUCAGGCCUCUAUCUAUCAACGUCGGUUGCCGUGGGAGAUUUAUGCAACGACCCGGCAGACUUUCUUGUACACCAGGCACCCAACGAGCUGCCCUCUGAUAUCCUUUUAUAUUACACACAGUGCGACGUGGCGCGUUCUAAUCCAUUUACACAACGACUUCGAGAGUCACAAAAUGCGAUUAACAACGCACGCAAUGCUAUGGGUGUUGUCUCGAAGAUCUCCCCAGUAUUGUUCAAAAACGCUGGUCUCGGGCCAAAACUAGGGUCAGUCAACGCUGACAUUAAACUGUGUGAACGAAUUCUUACUGGACUAACGGCACUGGUGGAUUGUAAGGCAGUUCACUACAGUUAUCUGAAUGCAACGCGAGGCCUCUGCGAAGGUGGACUACUCGGACUCGUACUUAUGCUUAUUGCUAGCUUUAUGGCCGCAAUCUUACUGACUGUGAUGGUUUGGGUUGAUUCACAUACAUGGAUCUACAUCAGGAAAAGAAAUGAUUAUGCCCAAGUUGAAGAGCAAUCGUACGUGUCAGCCCAUCAACUUCAUCCACAAAAUCAGCAGAAUACUACUACGCGAACACUGCCGCAUCAUCACAAGGGUCCUCCUGUAAUUAGUGGCUCACAUACCCUGGCACAUCCAGCGCGUAAUCCUAAACAUGAAUUAACGCCACAACAACAGGCUCAUAUGCAGCAUCACCAUCAAGCUAUGAUGCGGCCAGGAGGAACUCAUACCCUUGGGCGACUGCCUUCCCACAACAACAGUCCAACUCACAUGCACGGUCCCAAUAAUGGCAAAUACGCGACACUGAGCAAGCACUGCAAGACGCUAGAUGCAAACGACUUUUACUGAAGUUACGCCGCCUGUAACGAUAAAAAAUACCAUCCGCCAAACAUACAACAUUAUCACACGCUAAGUCAUCAGCAACAACAACAGCUGAUACAAAUGCAACUGCAGCAUCAACAACAGCUACAACAACAGUUGCCACCACAACAACAUCCAAAUAU